AUGGCCGACGAAAAGAAGGCACUCGGAGGUGGCAUCAUCGGCACUAUCCUAGGAACCUCCACCAAAGAUGGCAUUGAAACCUACCCAACCGAUGCAGAAGGACAUGUUAUGCUCCCAGCUUCAUUGUCUGAACUCACACCCGAGCAAUUACACGAAUACGAUACCAAGCUCUUGAGAAAGGUUGAUGGCCGUAUCUUGCCAAUCAUUUUCUUCUUGUACUUUGCCAACUUCUUGGACCGAACCAACAUAUCGCAAGCUACCAUUGCCAACUCUGAAGCUGGCCACACCAUCUUCCAAACAAUUGGUCUUACUUUGGAUCAAUACAAUUGGGCCAAUACCAUUCUCUUCUUCCCUUACGUGUUGUUCGAGUACCCAUCAAACAUCAUCCUCAAGUGGGCAACGCCAAGUAAAUGGAUUGGUCGUAUCGGAAUAACCUGGGGUAUCGUCGCCAUGACAUUCGGAGCCAUCACUGAUUACAAGGGUCUGUACAUCUGUCGAUUCAUGCUCGGAUUGAUGGAAGCUGGAUUAUCACCUGGUGUUACGUACUAUUUGACUUUCUGGUACCGACGAUCCGAACGUGGUUUGCGAUUGGGUGCCUUCUUCUUGGGUGGAUCAUUAUCUGGCGCUCUCGGCGGUCUUUUGGCUGCUGGUAUCUUCCAAUUGGACACCAAGGGUGGUCUUUACGGGUGGCAAUGGACCUUCAUCAUUGAAGGAAUUCCCUCAAUCAUUAUGGGAGUUGUUACUCUCUUAUUCUUGCCCGACUUCCCCCGUACUACCAAAUGGCUUACACCCGAAGAACGUCAAUACAUGGAACAUCGCCUUACUGGUGAAGCUGGUUCUGACUCUCGAGGAGACGCUUGGGUCUGGUCUGAAUUCUACGCCUUCUUACGCAACCCUCUGUCCUACACUUUCUGUAUCAUCCAAUUCUGUAACUCUGUCGCUGUAUACGGUCCAUCUGCAUACGCUUCCGUUAUUUUAAACACUGCCUUCGGUCCAGUCAAGACUGGUGGUUUGGGCUUCAGUUCCACCGCCAUUGUCGCCAUGGGUGCCACCACUAACUUCUGGGGUAUCAUCAUGUGUUUGAUUAUGGUCAGUUCUGCUGAUUACCGUCGUGACAGAUACUUCCACUUGUUGUUCGGAUAUGCUUGCGUCUUGGCCAGUUUCGGUCUCUUCGCAACCACAUACAAUGACAGGCCAUGGACCAAGUUCGGAGCUCUGUUCUUGGCUAACUCUGGAUUGUCCUCUGCUACUCCACUACUGAUGGCAUGGCGUACCGACUCGGCCUACGGAACUACAUACUCAGCAACUGUAACUGCUGUCACCCUCGCUUUCGGUAACAUUGGAGGAGCUGUAGCACCACAACUCUUCUUCCCAUCUGCAGCACCAUUGUACUUCACCACUUUCUGGAUCUUGUUCGGUCUGGUUGCUCUGUCUGUUGUCUUGGUCACUGUCAACUAUGCCAUUGAAUACUUCAUCCCUGAGACAUACGGCCCUAACGGUCCUUACCACUUCAAAGCACGCCACGCUGCCGCCGUCGCUCGAAGAGCUUCAUUAGGAACCGUAUAA
Molecule: messenger RNA, 1566 nt
Organism: Synchytrium microbalum
Lineage: Eukaryota; Fungi; Chytridiomycota; Chytridiomycetes; Synchytriales; Synchytriaceae
Exons: 13
Coding region: 1-1566 (521 amino acids)
Biological process (GO): transmembrane transport
Cellular component (GO): membrane
Molecular function (GO): transmembrane transporter activity
Source: RefSeq, a predicted model, not a curated record